AUGUACGCCCGUGACCCCUACACAUUCGCCAAUGCCUCGCACGUCCCCACCGACGUCCUCCGACUGAUCACGACGAUCCUCAAAUCCUGGGACCAGGCCACGACAGACUACAAAUAUACCACUGUCUUUCACCCUCAUGGGAUCCUGCAUGUGGCCCCUGAGCCGGCUGUUGGCGAAGCAGCGAUGAAAAGACUGCACGACGACAUGGUCCACCCAAUCAACGGGCCCAUCGUGGCGUUACAACACUACCUUGACCGUGUCUUUAUGCUGGCCGGCCCCCCAGAGGGAGAGAAGACGGAGUUCGUGUCCACUGGGAAACUGACCAGUGUGUUAAAAUCUGGAGAGGAGGUCACUUCGGAUUACGCCACUUGGAUCGUGGCUUCUCCCGACGCUUCGGGGGAGCUGAAGGUGGAAUUGCUGAGGGUUUUCUCCGACACGAGCGAGUUGAUGAAGAAGAUUGGCGCAAUGAUGGCGGCAAAGAGCUAG
Fonsecaea erecta is the source of this 486-nucleotide messenger RNA. RefSeq lists its product as hypothetical. NCBI's taxonomy places the organism in Eukaryota, Fungi, Ascomycota, Eurotiomycetes, Chaetothyriales, Herpotrichiellaceae. The record is from RefSeq and is a predicted model, not a curated record. The transcript has a single exon. Bases 1 to 486 code for a protein of 161 amino acids.